AUGCAGCUCCUCCGGCUCCUCGCCGCCCUCGGCCUCGCGUCCGUCGGCACGGCCCAGACCCUGCCGCCCUCCCCGACCGCGUCCGUCAACUGCCAGCCCCACGGCGACCACUGGCACUGCGACGGCCCCCGCACCACGGCGGCCGCCAGCGCCGGAAGCGCGAGCCAGUCAGCCGCGGCGACGACGAGCUCCAAGAGCGCCCACCAUGAUGGCGACCACGACCACGAUGACGACCACCACGACCACAGCUCUGGCGGCGUCCUGCCGCCAUCGCCCACCGCCUCGCUCGGAUGCGAGCCCCACGGCGACCACUGGCACUGCUCGGGCCCGCGCACCGCCAUCGCCUCGGGUGCUGCUGCCUCUGCCACCACCACUACUACCUCGUCCAACAGCGCCGCUGCCGCCACGUCGGGAUCGGCCUCCACCACUCGGACUGGCGCCGCCUCGGGCACCGCGCCCGCUGCGGCUGGGGCUGGACGCGCCUGGGCUGACGCCGCUGCCGUUGCGGUCGCCGCCGCUGCUGGUGCCAUCUUUGUUCUCUGA
Messenger RNA from Gaeumannomyces tritici R3-111a-1, 543 nucleotides. RefSeq lists its product as hypothetical. NCBI's taxonomy places the organism in Eukaryota, Fungi, Ascomycota, Sordariomycetes, Magnaporthales, Magnaporthaceae. The record is from RefSeq and is a predicted model, not a curated record. The transcript has a single exon. Bases 1 to 543 code for a protein of 180 amino acids.